UUCCCGGAAGUCGUUGUGCCCCAACACUGCGGUGAACUGUGGACGGAUAUAACAAUUAUUUACAUCUUCUGCUUUCGCUCUUAAACUGUUUAAAUUUCAUCGAAGCUUCUGGGACUCAUCACAGCCAAAAUGACUGACAGAUACAACAUCCACAGUCAACUGGAGCAUCUUCAGUCAAAGUACAUCGGCACAGGACACGCCGACACCAGCAAGUGGGAAUGGCUGGUCAACCAGCACCGAGACUCUUACUGCUCCUACAUGGGGCAUUUCGACCUGCUCAACUACUUCUCCGUCGCUGAGAACGAGAGCAAAGCGCGCGUCCGUUUCAACCUGAUGGAGAAGAUGCUUCAACCUUGUGGACCACCAGCAGACAAACCUGAUGAUGCCUAAAUUACACUGGGCUGUGGGUGUUUUUUUACAGGAUGUUUGUGUAGGAUUUGCAUUUUUUAAUGUUGGACAUUCAGCUUGAUUUUCUGCUAAACAAAGCCAAUAUUAUCUUCUGGAAUUUGUGACCAUAAAACAAAGUGUCAAGUUACAUGACAGAAGAUGACUGGACUCAGAUCUUUUCAUCAUUUGGAUCUGGACCGUUCAAAAACAUUGUUUCCUCCCCAGCUGUAAGGAAAAUCAGCUGCAAAGAGAAAAGGAAGGAGGACGGGCUUCAAUAUCCAAACAGUUAUCAGAAAAGAUAAUAGAAAAAUGGUGUACUAAUGUGUCACAUAUUUGUAUUAACUGAUGGAGCUGUAUUCUUGGUUGAAAUUUCUUAUUUGAUUCAAUUAAACUUCACGUGUUUCCAUUAAA
Molecule: messenger RNA, 798 nt
Organism: Plectropomus leopardus (leopard coralgrouper)
Lineage: Eukaryota; Metazoa; Chordata; Actinopteri; Perciformes; Serranidae
Gene: sf3b5
Product: splicing factor 3b, subunit 5
Biological process (GO): mRNA splicing, via spliceosome
Cellular component (GO): precatalytic spliceosome; U2 snRNP
Source: RefSeq, a predicted model, not a curated record